Molecule: messenger RNA, 1517 nt
Organism: Mercenaria mercenaria
Lineage: Eukaryota; Metazoa; Mollusca; Bivalvia; Venerida; Veneridae
Product: F-box only protein 25-like
Exons: 9
Coding region: 76-1077 (333 amino acids)
Biological process (GO): protein ubiquitination
Cellular component (GO): cytoplasm; nucleus; SCF ubiquitin ligase complex
Molecular function (GO): protein binding
Source: RefSeq, a predicted model, not a curated record
CAUAGUAUUUUCCCGGGUAGAAGGGGAGAAAAACGGAUCAUUUGUGUUGUGGAUUUUAUUGUACCUAUUUGCAAAAUGGCCGACUGGAUUAAAACUGCACGCGGAUGGGUGUUGAGGGAACUGGAAAACACCGAAUACAGGGCAACACAGGAGAAGAUAAAUGCAAGAUCGCAAGCAGUAUCCUAUGACAGGGAAGUCAGCAUUGGGCGCAAUGUGAAGGCCACUGGAACAAAAGGACAAAGAAAACUGUCGGUGUGUGUGUCAGAGUUCAUAGAAUACAUGGCACUGCUGGAAAAUGUAACUGAUAUUAGGACACAGGCUUACCUUAAUGAUUUCAUGAUGUUACUGAUGACGAAAGGUAUUGGGAAAGCCAGCGGGUGCGCUCACAGGCAACUUUUCAAGAUUCUAGAGGCCAUGGUCAUAGAAGCAAUGAAUUCAGAGACAAAUAUUAUUCCGAUGAAAAACUUGUUGGUAUGUACAAUGAAGUCCAUGGUUGAUGAAAGUACGGGUAGGAUAGGGUCAAAAUCUCUCUGGAACAGACAUAUUCAGACAGUAGCAAAUCUGAGCACGAAGAUGGAACAGUUCGUUCUGACAGAGCGAGUUGAAGACGGACUUCCAACGCUUACAGACUUACCAAAAGAAUGCAUACGUGAGAUUAUGCUGAAACUUUCGGACCACAGGGACAUCAUUAAUCUUGGGAAGACGUGCUCGGAGUUAUAUUACGUGACACAAGACAGUUCGAUAUGGCAAAAACUCGUGCAAUAUCAUUUCUCGGAGAAGCAGAUGAGCAUGUUUAUAGAAGACACGGAAUAUAUUGAUUCCACUGUGUCUGUGUGGCAACAUCUACAUCACAAAUGUUCGAAAAAAUUUGGUUUAAAGAAGACAUAUACAGACCAGUUGGUUAUCUGUUCAGCCUGUAAGACCCUUCACUGGAUGAUGCAGGGGCACACGUGUUGGUCUGCGAAGAAAGAUGAAACUAGCGUUUAUCUAGAGCCUGUUGGUCCGAAUGAAUUAUUCUCUAUACUUUUUAGCAGCUAUGAGUUGAUUGGAAAAUCAAGCAAGACUGUACACCUUUAAAAGUUUAAUUCGACCCUUGGGCAAGGCGGAUAUUUUCCACGAGAUACUAGUUAGGCAUUUAAUUAUCGCCAAUCACUAGUAUGAGUGUGGUAUAUAUUAAAGACUAGUGCAACAUCAAGGAACUCUACGACGUUUACUGAAAUGCAUAUGUACACGAGUAUUCUAUCCUUUAUUUUACUUGAAAACGGCUUUAAAAAAAUAAUACAAAGAACUUGGCAAUGUCUCUAUCAUAUAGUGCUUUUUUUCUCCACAUGGUGCAAGUCUUGUGUUUUGUUUGUUUUAGACCACUUUUGACACUCGAUAGUAACUCAUUCAUUUAUGUUUCAGUCCUUAUCCACAAAUUCCUUACGCUAUGAAAUACGGUCUUUCAUUACCAGCAGUAGUGCGAUGAAUUCAAAUUACUUGCUCCUCACCGACGAAAGCUCCAGCCUCGCUUGGGG